CAGAUUUUCCGAGGACGUGGAAGCCAUGUUAGGUAUAAAACCAGGUCUGUACUGGCGAAUUUGUUGGAAAUUUGUAAGCCCUUCAUUUAUUAUAUGUGUUGUAAUGUUCGGCCUCUUCCAUCAUCAACCUCUUCAAUACAAUGAAUACUUGUACCCACCUUGGGCAGAAUGGGUUGGUUGGGGACUCACACUGUCUUCAAUAUUGAUGAUACCCCUUUUUGCAUUAAUACAAAUUGCAAAAACGAAAGGAACUUGUAUGGAGAGAUUAGCUAUUAGUAUUUCACCUAUAGAAGAACACGAAGAAAUUAGGAGAACCAAAUUAGCCAGACGGUUUAAAGCAAAACAUUGGUUAUUCGUGUAA
Messenger RNA from Psylliodes chrysocephalus, 361 nucleotides. Lineage: Eukaryota; Metazoa; Arthropoda; Insecta; Coleoptera; Chrysomelidae. The record is from the annotation of a GenBank genome assembly.